Manis javanica (Malayan pangolin) is the source of this 2567-nucleotide messenger RNA. RefSeq names its product dolichyl-phosphate mannosyltransferase subunit 2, regulatory (gene DPM2). Gene Ontology annotation, cellular component: dolichol-phosphate-mannose synthase complex; endoplasmic reticulum membrane. NCBI's taxonomy places the organism in Eukaryota, Metazoa, Chordata, Mammalia, Pholidota, Manidae. Gene Ontology annotation, biological process: dolichol phosphate mannose biosynthetic process; GPI anchor biosynthetic process. The record is from RefSeq and is a predicted model, not a curated record. Gene Ontology annotation, molecular function: enzyme regulator activity.
AGAUUCGGGGACCACAUGUCCCACAAUGCCGUGGAGCAACUACGUUUCCCGACAGGCAAAGGGGAGGCCGUGCUUACUGAUAGACUACGGCUCCCGGCAUGCUCCGCGACCCAAGGCCAGAAAGGCCCGGAUCCGGAACUGGACGUGGCUUUCUGCUUUGAAGCCCCCGAAAUGGCCACGGGGACGGACCAGGUGGUGGGACUCGGCCUCGUCUCCGUUAGCUUGAUCAUCUUUACCUACUACACCGUCUGGGUGAUUCUCCUGCCCUUCAUUGACAGCCAGCAUGUCAUCCAUAAGUAUUUCCUGCCUCGAGCCUAUGCUGUAGCCAUUCCACUGGCCGCUGGCCUCCUGCUGCUCCUGUUUGUGGGAUUAUUCAUCACCUACGUGAUGCUGAGGAACCAGAAAGUGACCAAAAAGGUUCAGUGAAGGCCUGGCAGGAAUGAGGCUGCCAGCCCCUCCUCUGCCUCCCUCUGGGGCAGGGCCUGGGGGCCCCUCAGGACCCAUCCAGGCAUUGCGGCCCCCUCAAGCUUGGCUGCCCUGCAGACACCCUCGAGGGAUGGAACUGUUUAGGACUCACUCCCCACUGACCAGAGCCCCUCCUCCCCCUGUGUCCAGCCUUCCAGCCGCCAAGGGAGAAAUACCUGGAAGUCUCCCUCUCACCCCCUCCUGGCUCAGAGCCUGAAAGAUCCUGGUUCUUCCCACCUCACCUCCAGACUCACCACUUUUUCCUCUGGGUUCUGCCCUCUUGCCUCAGUUUCCCUCCUGUCGCAUGUGCUGAUGUUGGACUUGGCAGGUUCUGAGGCAUCACAUGACCUCUCCUCACAUGUCCUGCCCCUCCACAAAGGUCGCUUCCCAGGUCUGACAUGGCCCCAGGCCCCACAAGGACUUCUGGACCUGGGAGGACUACAGGGAGCAGUGACAGGCCCUGGGACUAAUGCUAAGCUUCAGGGCACAUGAGGGCGGCCAUGCCUGAAGCUGUGCUGCUGGGAAGCUAGAGAGGGGCUGGGAACUGGCCUCUGCAUUGGUCUCAGGUGCCUCCUGUACCUCCUGGAUCAUCCCUGUGCUGGCCAAGGAAUAAAGCAGGGGCAGGGGCAGGGACAGAGGUGGUUCUGGCCUGGGGCGGCUUAUGGCUGGGGAGUCAGUGGUAUGCCAGUGUGCCAGACACCACAUUGGUCACCACCCUUCCCUGUGCCAGCCCAACUUGCAGGCACUAGUAUUUUAGGGACCCUCUGUACCCAGCCCAUCGCCCCUCUCUUGUACCCAGCUGCUCAGCUUAGCAUGACCCUAAGCAGUGAGGGCUCCUGCUGAGCCAGAGCCCAGCUGCACCCCCCUGUGCUCAGGCUAACUAAUCUGACACAGGCCCCAGCUCUGGUCCCCCAGCAACCCCACCAUGGCCCUCAGCAGCUGGCUCUCCAUUCAGGGUGACUGGCAUGAGACUCCCUCGGAGCAGAGGCCAACAGUAGGCACAGCUGCCCUGCCCUCACCUGUCCCACCCUCUCCCCGCCCCCCAGUCCAGGCAGAGCUGCCCCCUGGGCUUUGGGUUCUGUCAUUUUGCCCUGCUGUCUAGCAGGGGCCUCCUAUGUCUGCUCAUCCCCCUGUCCGGAGAACAGCCCCUGCCUCCCACCGGGGCCCUCCCAGAGUUUCAUGAAUGUGCCCCAGAUUCCGCACUUCACAGCUGUAGGGGUGCCCACUGCUGCUGCCGCAUUUCCUCACUGUUGUGCUUCGCAGCAGUCCAGGAGGGCUGCACCUGCCCAGACCACCAGUGACACCAGUGACUCAGGACUCCACAGGCUUCACCCCACCUGGCGAGGUGACCUUUUCCUGAGUGACCUCAUCCUUACCUAGGUUUGCCUCCCCCCAGCUCUCUUGAUCCCGGAUAUAUUACACAUGCAUCAGCUGCCCACCUGACAGCCCCAUCAGAUGUAAUGUGGCACCUCAAAUUUCUGUCAUCUGAAUUGUCAACUGCCCCCCUCCCCCCGGGCCAAAUCUGGCUCUUCCCGCAUGCCCUGCCCGCUCUCGUGACUGCAUCAUCCUGUGCCCCUGACCCCUGCCAGAAGCCUGGCCGACAUCAUUGAACUUGGCUGUCUCCCACUCCUCUCCCAUGCCACUCCAAAGCCUGUGAAUUCUCCCUUUUUUCUCCCCUCCCCUCACUAUAAGUCACUUUGCUGAUCCCAAGCUGCCAUCCUCCAUCCUAAAUCAGAAGGCUUUCCCCCUGCCCACUCUGGCCCCUUCCAACUUCCAAUCUGACUAUGCAAGACAAUCAGUGGCCUUUUAAAAAACACCUGAGCGUCUUCCUCACACACACUUGUAAGGCUUCUGUCCCCACCCUCUCCCUCCCAUGGCCUGUACCGGACCUGCAUGCCGGCUUGCUGUCUCCUCGCCAUGCUGGCCCUGCAUUCCUGGGACUCACCAGGGCCCCUUACACAUCCUACUCACAUUGGUCCUACGUGUUACUUGUGAAACAACGGUUUGUGUCAGGCAUUGAACCAAGAAAUGAGCCUGGCAUUUCCUGCCCUCCUGGCAUUCCCGUUCUAUCAGGAGAUGGAAUAAAUGAACAAGACAACCUC